Molecule: messenger RNA, 5505 nt
Organism: Podarcis lilfordi (Lilford's wall lizard)
Lineage: Eukaryota; Metazoa; Chordata; Lepidosauria; Squamata; Lacertidae
Source: the annotation of a GenBank genome assembly
UCCGCCUUUGGCGCACGGAAGCGGGGUUACGUGCCAACGCGCUUCCGGAGCGCCGGACCAGAGGAAGGCAUGUGGGCUCGGCGGCUCGCCCGUGUCUUCCGCGCGGGGUUUUGCUCUCAGGCUGGCGUUCCUGAAGGGGGUCUCCAAGCGCCGCCUAGGGAAGCAGGGGCUCCCCGGGUGAGUAAAAGGCCCGGCGGCGCCGAAGCAGAGCUUGUCCCCAGAAAUACGAGGUGACAGUCAGGAGAGAGUGCUUCUGAGCAUGUGUAGAGGUCUUUUAAACAAAAACAAAAAACAGCAGUCACUGGUGGGCUCUUGGACAUCUAGCCUAAGGGCUCUCAAAUUGUAGUGAUGACAGUGAUGCAUUAAUUGGAUUUGUUGGCCACCUUUCCUCCAAGGAGCUCAAGGUGAUUUACAAGGUUCUUCCUAUUAUAUAAUUAUCAUGCAGCCAUGGUUCAGUGACUAUAGCAGCUGCAUUGCAUGCAGGAUAGUUCAACCACCAAUGGCAUCUCCAGUUAGGGCUGGGUGAGUCUCCUUGUCUGAAACCCUGGAGAGUCAUUGCCUGACAGUGUAAGCAAUACUGAGCUAGACAGACCAAGGGUGUGUGAAGCCGCUUCCUAUGUUCCAUGUACAUCACAGGGUGGAAUACCUCAGGCCCUGGGGCCAAUUGCGGGCUUCUGGAUCUACCAGGUCCACAAGAUUCUGCCCAUGUCAUGCCUCUCACAAGCUCUGCUUGAGUGCCUUUUCUGGCUGGAAUAUGCCACUGAACUGUGAUCAUGCCUCUUCCUUACCUGGAUGGAGGAUCAGAUCAGAAGAAUCAGCAUCAGACAUUAGCCAUAGCAAUAAAAUAAAAUGUACUGAAGAUAGAGGUAAAAACUUAACUAUACAAAAUACAUUUUGUAUUACAUCAAUAAUCAAAUAAUAGAUCUUAUUCUAAUUGCCCCUGCUAAAAACCUAGCAGUUUUUGCUGUCAGAACCUGGGUGGAGGGGGUGUGUAUACAUCAUGACCUAUGGCUUGUGCAUGGUUGGAAUAUACCCUUACUUUCUUUCCAGUAGGAUUUAUGUUCUCUGAUAUUCACUGUUUAUAUAAGUUAAAUGCUGUCCUCUGUUCCAAUUAUUACUGAAUUCAGGAAAGUUUGGCUUGUUUAAGUAUUUCAGCUGUGUGGGUUUUAACAAGUUUAUGCAAUCGAUACUGGAGUUCCAAACAUGUAUAAGUACUUGGAAGCAACAGAAAGAGCAACAAGUAUAUAAAGCCAAGAGAAACUGCAAUACAAAUUUCCUUCCAAAUGUUAUUUUUAAAGAAAAAAAUGGAUUUUCAGAAAGAAACAGAUGUGAUUCUGUACAAGUUGCUUUGUGUUAUCAUUUACUGAGGACCUCUUUGCAGGAUCUAAUUGCAUUACUUUUCCUCUCCCAGGAUAAAAAAGUAACUUUGGAAUUGCUUGAUCACCUGGAGCGCCUGGCACUUGUCGAUUUCCGCAAUCAGGAAGGUGUGGAGCGUUUGGAAAAAGCCAUUGAAUUUGCUGAAAAACUCCAUGCAGUUAAUACAGAUGGAGUAGAGCCGAUGGAUUCAGUACUGGAAGACAGGUAAGUAUCAGGAUCACUUGCAUAUCAGCUGUUAAAAUUUUCCCUAUUGGUCCAGCAGGGAAAGUCUUGAAUUCUUCUGAAAUUGGUACAGGAUAUUCCUGGGCUGUUUUUGUAAGAGUCUGUGAACACUUAUUACUCAUCAUCAUAACCAGAGAGUAAAUAAACAUCAGAGAAAGCAUGUGUAGAAGAUAGCCCAUAAGGCUUGUUGUCACAAAUCAUGUUGAUUGCUUUUGAAGUAAAGAAUAACACUUGAAUCCUUGGGGGAGGUCAGGUAGUGUAACCUGAUCCUUAGGUGACAAGCAUUGUGGUAAACUGCUUCAAUUCUGUAUUUAUCCCGACUACCUCCACAAUGUUGAAUAAUUACUUGUUCUCCUCAGAUAUCUGUACCUCAGGGAAGAUGAAGUCACAGAAGGCAACUGUGCAGAGGAGCUACUGGAGAAAGCCAAGGAUACCAUUGAAGACUAUUUUGUAGCUCCACCAGGUAUUAUCUUGCAUCAGAUAUGCAGUCAAGGCUUUGCUGUAGUUUUGGCAUUUCUAGAUUAAGAGCAUGUGUUAGACAGAGUUUAUUAACAAUCACCUCCUAACUAACUUCAGUUAAAUAAUGACAAUCUCCAAUUCAGCUAAUGUACAAGAGAGAUUAAGAGCAAGUCUGUCUUUUAAGGUGGGGUCCUCCAAGCAACCCUGAAUUAUGCAAAUAAACAGUUGAGUUUGCACAGCUUUUGAUGUCCUGUGCAGUAAUUUUGCUAGUACAGUGGUACCUCAGGUUACAGACUCCGCUAACCCAGAAAUAGUACCUCAGGUUAAGAACUUUGCUUCAGGAUGAGAACAGAAAUUGUGUGGUGGUGGUGCGGCAGCAGAAGGAGGCCCCAUUAGCUAAAGUGGUACCUCAGGUUAAGAAUGGACCUCCAGAACCAAUUAAGUUCUUAACCCGAGGUACCACUGUACUUGAUUUGGAUAAGCAACUGUGCAGGGUAGUAGUGUCCCCUAGCCACUGUGGAAAACUUACUCAGAAACCCUUCUACCUUUUGUAGAUUUACAAUGCCUUGCUUACAUCCCAAGCACAGUUUCGCCAACACAAGGACUAGAUUUUAAAGCUGAGAUUCCCAAGAAGCAGAACUCUGCAUGCAGUAUCUUAUUGUUUUGUCUCCACCACCACCACCCCAGGCAUGCAUACCGUACACACCUAAUUGUGGAAUUACCAAGAAACAGAGUUGCUCCGAUAACCCCUAAAGAAGCAUUAGUCAGCCCAUUUUGCUUAACCAUCAGUAACUGAGGCAUACAUGUUUUAUACCACUGCUAGUUUUACUAUGUAUUAGAUGGUACAAACAUUUACUCUGGGUGUAAGAGAGAAUGGCUUACGCUGUCUAAGCAAACCUAUACUAACAAGCACUUAAUUCCAGCCAAUUUUAUUCUUUGUGUUAGGCAACAUCCCUUUACCAGAGCUUGAAAACAGAAGGAGUUUUCCGUGGAAAGAAGAGUCCUAGGCUCUACAUCAGAUGCCACAAUAGAUGCCACAACUUCUUCAGCAGCCAGCAUCUACUCCAUGAAGCUGCAUGCAGGAUAAACCUUCACCACAUCCCUUGUGCAACUUGACCUUUCUCUCUGAAAUGACUGCUGUUUCUGUACUGCUUAGGCCUAAGUUAUUAUUGACUCGGGCAUUUUUAAAUUGUGUAUACAAUCCAACAAUGAGGGCAACAAUCCAACCCAGAGUUAAGUGUCCUUAAACCUGCUUAUUUCAAUUGGCUUCGGAUGUACCCAACACCAUUUUUAGUUAUGGCCAAAAGAUUUUCACAACCAUAACCCUUUCGCCUGUUCAAAAACAAAACACCCAAAACCAAAGUUUCUACUUCUAAAGGGGAAAUGGUUUUAGAAAAAUGAUCGAGAAACCAGAUAGCAGAAUGUAGCAGAUUUCUGAGCUCUGUAUAUUGAAAGGAGAGUGAUCACAGCAAGGACUGAUGUGUCAUUGUCCAGUGUUCUGUGUCUGGAUAAGCAGACUGACAUAUUUGGGGGAGCAGAAUCUCAAGGCUAUCCAGCUGUCAAAGGUGCCCAAGGAUGGAGUGGUUGUCUGUGAUGCGCUGAAUGAUACGAGAUGAAAGAGGGGAGACACAGACUUCUGGCAGUUUCUUCCUAUCCAGCCCAAGAGAGAUUAUGGGUUAGCUCACACCUCUCAAAACGUGGGAGAAGUAUAGGUGUGAUAUUUAAUGGUACCAUAGAUUCAGGGAACAAGUUGUAUCAACAGAUAGUUAUACGCAUAAAGGAAUCACUAUUUUAAAAAGCCAUACACAUAAAAACUUGUGAGAAGUAGACAACAGGCAACAGUAGACAAUAGGAUAUAUGUUUUCCUGGAAACAUAUGGCAGACCUUUGGAACAAGCAUGUUGCUCAGUGGUAGUUGUGAUACUAUUCUAACAGAAUGUUGCUGUAGAGUUAAUUUAUGAGAUGGGCUCAUGGUUGGGUACUUACAAAACCUAUGAGAGCAGACUAGUAAUAUUUGGCUCAGAAGGGGAAUCAAAAGGCACUGAAGCACAUUAUCCUCAACUAUGCAGUAUUUGUCAUUUUCAUAUUGGCAUAUGAAUUUCUGCUUCAGAAAAGGAAACUAGUUUUCAAGAUACUGUUGAGCUGUAUGUAAUAAAUAAUUUGCUGAAGUGCAUUUCCUCAUCAUUUUGACCUGUUUAUGUGUAACAUAUGCAGUCUGACCUUUUAUUUAUAUAGAAAUCCCAUGGACACCGGUAAAGGUAAAGGGACCCCUGACCAUUUGGUCUAGUCAUGACCGACUCUGGGGUUGCGGCGCUCAUCUCACUUUAUUGGCCGAGGGAGCCGCCGUACAGCUUCCGGGUCAUGUGGCCAGCAUGACUAAGCCACUUCUGGUGGACCAGAGCAGCGAACGGAACGCCGGUUACCUUCCGACCAGAGCGGUACCUAUUUAUCUACUUGCACUUUGACGUGCUUUCAAACUGCUAGGUGGGCAGGAGCUGGGACCGAGCAACGGGAGCUCACCCCGUCGCGGGGAUUCGAACCACCAACCUUCUGAUCGGCAAGUCCUAGGUUCUGUGGUUUAACCCACAGCGCCACCCGCAUCCCAUGGACACCGGUAGCACAACUCUAUUGUAUGCAAGGAUUGGAUUGCAGCCUUAACAUGAUACAGCACACUUAAUAGUUUAACUUAGCUCCAAACCUGAGGUUAGGCCUUCUUUACAGCUGUUACAAGGCUUAACAAAUAUUAUCCAGGCCGGCACUUAAAUAAAUUAUCACAUAAUCGGAGAAUGCUUUCUCUGUGGUUGCAGGCAAGAUAGAAAAGUCAGCCUCUAAGCAUGCAAUAGUGUCUUUGCCAGGAAGCCCUCUAGGCUUGAGGCAAAUACAACUUCAUAGGUAUGAAAUGGAACAUCUCUUGUUUUACAUGUUAACUACUACAAAACAUUAAUUUCAAAGGUUUACAAGUCAAGUAGCAAUGGGGCUUUAAUACAGCUUUAUUAACUGAAUUUAUAUUCCACCCUUCCUCUCAAAGGAGCAAAUGCUUGCAUUGCAUUUUGAUUUUAUGUAUUUUGUAUGUAUUUUAUAUUUCAUGUGAACUGCCCUGAGACCUUCGGGUAUUGGGUGGUAUAGAAAUGAAAUUAAUAAUAAUUGGGCAGAUUUAGUAGUUGGCUAGAUGCACAGGAAAUACCCCUCUGUGUUUGUCAAGUCUUUGGCCAGAGAAGGAACCUAUCCCAUUAGUUGUGCUCUGGUGCUGUGCUUCCUAUUCCAGCAGCCCCUUCACUAAUUCUGCUGCCUUGCCUGUUAUCUUUCUUUGAUGUUGCCUCAUAAUAAUUUUAUUCUUUAUACCCUGCCCAUCUGGUUUCCCCAGCCACUCUGGGCGGCUUGCAACACAUAUAAAAACAUAGUAAAACAUCACACAUUAAAAACUUCCCAAUAGAGUUGCCUUUAGAAG